UCCUCCUAAGCACCAUCCAAAUUCCCCGCGAAGCUUAUCCCAAACAAGCCUCCGCCCGCGCACAGACCCAUCCCGCACCGCCGAUCACUCGAGCUGCAUUCCCGCCAUCCCUCUCGUGUGACACACGACAUAAAGGACGCCGCCCGGUUCUCCUCUCAUCCCACCACAGCCAUUCCAUCCACACCACCUUCGUUUUCUCCCUAGCACCCACCCUCCACACCGGGCCGACUGACUGACCAAGUCAAUGCGCACGCGAGCGAGCUCCGCAUAGCCAGUUAAUCAAGACUAAAUGCCGCCCCCCCUUCCGCCAUGAAGGGAAAGCUGCUCGGCCUCCUCCCCAGCAUCCGCUGGAUCCCGCACGACCUGCCCUCGGCGCAGGAAUCCCACAAGGCGAAGCACCACCGGACGAUCUUCUCGCGCCGCGCCACCACCGCAGAGCCCGACCACGGCGCGCCGCCGCGCCGCAAGUCGACGCUAUCGCUGAACGAGAUGCCGGACGCGGAAGUAGACGCGCGCACGCACGCGCAGGGCCAGAGCGCGUUCUUCGCGCGCCUGCCGCUCGAGGUGCGCAAGAUGGUGUAUGAGUUCGUCAUGGGCGCGGAGACGGUGCAUUUGACGCUGGGCGCGAAGCGGCGGUUUGGGCAUUUUGUGUACACCGAAGCAGUGCCGCACCUAUACAACCCGCACACCUUCUCCCUCCUCCACAUAACGCACCUGCUCUACCUGCCCAGCCGCCUCCCGCAGCCGCGCCUCAACGCCAUGCGCACUCUGCGCCUCCGCUGGACCGUCCGCGCACUGCCCUACUUCCGCCGCACCAGCAACGCCAAACACUACGCCUACCCCGAGGACACGGCGAACUGGGAGAAGGCAUGGGAGAUACUGGCGGGGAUGGAGGGACUGAAGGAUCUGCGCGUGGUGCUGCUGGAUCCGAGUAGAGACGGCAUCUGGGAAGGGCAUUGGCUAGAAUUAGAACACCUGUUGUUGGAGCCGGUGAAGAAGGUGGUGAGGCCGAGGUGCUUUGAGAUUAUGCUGCCGUAUGCGACGUGUGGGCUGGACUGGGAUAUGGGGGAGAGCAGGUGCGUGUUGCGGAGGCCGGAAGGGGAGGAAGAUGGGGAGGAUUGAGAAGGACAUAGCGGACGGAGGCGUGAUUGUAAUCUACAAUGGUGAUUCAUUCAGCAUGAAAAGCUGUUCAUAGUGAUACCCUCGAACAAGGCCGUU
Trematosphaeria pertusa is the source of this 1218-nucleotide messenger RNA. RefSeq lists its product as uncharacterized. The coding region runs from base 310 to 1122 and encodes 270 amino acids. The transcript has 2 exons. NCBI's taxonomy places the organism in Eukaryota, Fungi, Ascomycota, Dothideomycetes, Pleosporales, Trematosphaeriaceae. The record is from RefSeq and is a predicted model, not a curated record.